AGCGAAUACUUCCCCGGAUCAGUUUGCCAUGCCGGACUUCUCCAUAUAUCAUACAAAAGAUCAGGUGUUCGAAGAGGUUGAGAACUUGGUCAAGGCAAAUGCCCAGAUAAUGAAGUUGGACGUUCUGGCCAUCUCAGACGAAGUCUCGGACCCGCCCUACCGGUCGUCAUUGAAGGUCGUGACUGUGGAGCCUGGAGGACAUACCAGGGAUCAUGACAAAAAGAUGCGGCUCCUGCUGAAUUACGGGGAGCAUGGGAGGGAGCUGAUAACGGUGGAGGUGGCGCUGCGGCUGCUGCAGAUUCUGGCGGACCCCUCAGCUGAGCUGGAGCGAGGGGACCGACCUGGGGGACCUGGCAAGGCCCGGCUGAAGGCCCUGCUCCACAAUACAGUCUUCAAGAUUGUGCCGAUGGAGAAUGAGAAGGGGCGGGACCUAGUGGAGGGGGGAAAUUUAUGCGAGCGCAAGAAUGGGCGCGGAGUUGACACCAACAGGAACUGGGAGGUUCACUGGGGGCACAAGGAGAAGGAUUAUGACCCCAAUGAGGAAUAUCCCGGCACCAAGCCCUUCAGCGAGCCAGAGGCGGCAGCUUUGUUGGCGCUCGCGCGGAAGUUCAAGCCGCAUGUGUGGAUGAACGCGCACUCGGGGAUGGAGGCGCUGUUCAUGCCUUAUGACCAUCUCCCACAUAUCCCCACUGGGGAGGUCGCGCAAGCCACUCUGCAGGUGCUUGAGAAGCUCAACAACGUCACUUGCGGCGGACGCUGCGCAUUGGGAUCGGGAGGGAAGUCAGUGGGAUAUUUGGCACAUGGCACUGCGACGGACUACAUGUACGAGAGGCUGAAGGUUCCGUUGUCAUUCACGUGGGAAAUCUAUGGGGACAACGACGCGCACUUCAAUGAUUGCUUCCGUAUGUUCAACCCCGUCAGCCUUGAAGCCUUCGACAAGGUCGUGACAAGUUGGGCUGAUGGAAUAUUUGCGCUCCUAGAGCUGCUGCCCUCACACCCAGCCAUCCCACGCACCAACACACAACCCCAUAGCGGGGGCCGCAAGGUGGAGCCCGGCGCGACGCGCAGCAGCAGGGAGGGAGUGUCAGAUGGAGGGAACGCGUCUCCAGACAGGCGGCUGGGGGCGGCGGUGCAGGGGUGGCAGAACCGCAUGAGCGAGGCGGCGAGGCUGCGGGUGUUCGACGCCCCGGGGAGCCGCAAGGGUCUCAUAGGGGGUCUAUGCGUCGCGCUGGUUGCCAUUGUCGGCUUUGUGGUUCUAGUCCGAGGCGGCGGCCGCGCGGCAGCUGCCAAGCGCGCCGCCCGGCGGAAGCGCGAGGAAGCUGUGCUUUAG
Molecule: messenger RNA, 1330 nt
Organism: Coccomyxa subellipsoidea C-169
Lineage: Eukaryota; Viridiplantae; Chlorophyta; Trebouxiophyceae; Coccomyxaceae
Product: Zn-dependent exopeptidase
Exons: 12
Coding region: 29-1330 (433 amino acids)
Biological process (GO): proteolysis
Molecular function (GO): metallocarboxypeptidase activity; zinc ion binding
Source: RefSeq, a predicted model, not a curated record